AUGCGUUUCAUUCAUUUUAUCUGUCUAUGCCUUGGGCUGGCAGCGAACGCUGCUGUCAUUAAAAGCCCGAUUAACAAUACGACCGAAAUUGAGGCUCUUGAUGCUGCUACUAGUAGUACAGGUUAUAGAUCUGUUGCAUAUUUUGUGAACUGGGCUAUCUAUGGUCGAAAUUUCAACCCUCAAGAUCUCCAGGCUCAGACCCUGACACAUAUUCUCUAUGCCUUUGCCAAUGUGCACUCGGAUACAGGAGAGGUAUUCAUGACGGAUUCCUGGGCUGACACUGAUAAACACUAUCCUGGAGACUCCUGGAGCGAUACUGGAAACAACGUCUAUGGCUGUGUCAAGCAACUGUUUCUGUUGAAACAAAAAAAUCGAAAGUUGAAAGUCCUCCUAUCAAUCGGUGGUUGGACCUAUUCCUCUAAUUUUGCAGGUCCCUUGAGUACUAGCGCUGGAAGAGCAAAAUUUGCUUCAUCUGCCGUGGCGCUGGUUCAAAAUCUUGGUUUUGAUGGCCUGGAUAUCGAUUGGGAAUACCCGGCGGACAGCACCCAGGCGGCUAACAUGGUGGCUACUUUGCAAGUUCUGCGUUCUGCACUUGAUAGCUACAGUGCGACCUAUGCAAACGGGUACCAUUUCCUGAUUACUGUCGCUUGUCCAGCUGGACCUUCCCACUACCAGCAACUUGAUUUGUCUCAGAUGGACCAGUACUUGGACUUCUGGAACCUCAUGGCUUAUGACUAUUCCGGAAGCUGGGAUAGUAUUGCCGGUCAUGAUGCCAAUGUUUACGCUUCAAGUGACAACCCAGCAAGCACGCCCUAUAAUACUGAUCAGGCCAUAUCAUACUACACCUCCAAUGGUGUCAGUUCUAGCAAAAUUGUUAUGGGAAUGCCAUUGUACGGUAGGUCCUUCAUGGACACGGCUGGACCGGGAACAAGUUUCAAUGGCGUCGGCAGCGGUACCUGGGAGAAUGGCGUUUGGGAUUACAAAGCCCUCCCCCAGGCAGGCGCUACAGUGAACUACAUUGACUCAAUUGUUGCAAGCUACAGCUAUGAUCCAUCACGGCAAAUGAUGAUUAGCUAUGAUACACCGCAAGUUGCUCAGAAGAAGGCGCAGUACAUUCAGUCAAAGGGUCUCGGUGGAGGAAUGUGGUGGGAGUCCAGCAGCGAUAAAACCGGCUCUGAUAGUCUUAUAUCCACGGUCGUGAAUUCGUUUGGUGGCAUCGGUGCCUUGGACCAGAGUCAAAACCAGUUAAGCUACCCAGCAUCGACUUAUGACAACCUGAAAGCUGGAUUCCCAUCUAGCUAA
Molecule: messenger RNA, 1302 nt
Organism: Penicillium manginii
Lineage: Eukaryota; Fungi; Ascomycota; Eurotiomycetes; Eurotiales; Aspergillaceae
Product: glycoside hydrolase family 18 protein
Exons: 5
Coding region: 1-1302 (433 amino acids)
Biological process (GO): carbohydrate metabolic process; chitin catabolic process
Cellular component (GO): extracellular region
Molecular function (GO): chitin binding; chitinase activity
Source: RefSeq, a predicted model, not a curated record